Molecule: messenger RNA, 589 nt
Organism: Eurypyga helias (sunbittern)
Lineage: Eukaryota; Metazoa; Chordata; Aves; Eurypygiformes; Eurypygidae
Product: olfactory receptor 14C36-like
Exons: 1
Biological process (GO): G protein-coupled receptor signaling pathway
Cellular component (GO): membrane
Molecular function (GO): G protein-coupled receptor activity; olfactory receptor activity
Source: RefSeq, a predicted model, not a curated record
AUGUCCAACAACUCCAUUGCUGAGUUCCUACUCCUGCAGUUCACAGACAGACGGGAGCUCCAGCUCUUGCACUUCUGCCUCUUCCUGGCCAUCUACCUGGCUGCCCUCCUGGGAAACAGCCUCAUCAUCACCACCGUAGCCUGCAACCACCACCUCCACACCCCCAUGUACUUCUUCCUCCUCAAUCUCUCUUUCAUUGACCUGGGAUACAUCUCUACCACUGUCUCCAAAUCUGUGGCCAAUUCCCUCUGGAACACCAGGGCUGUCACUUACUGGGGAUGUGCUGCCCAGGUCUUUCUCUUUGUCUUUUUCAUUUCAGCAGAGCUUUUUCUUCUCACCGUCAUGGCCUACGACCGCUACGUUUCCAUCUGCAAACCCCUGCACUACGGGACCCUGCUGGGCAGCAGAGCUUGUGCCCACAUGGCAGCAGCUGCCUGGGGCAGUACUUUUCCAAAUGCUGUGCUGCACACGGCCAAUACAUUUACACUGCCACUCUGCCAGGGCAAUGCUGUGGAGCAGUUCUUCUGUGAAAUGCCUCAGACCCUCAAGCUCUCCUGCUCAAACUCCUACCUCCAGAAGGUUUCUUGUG